AUGCGUGCGUGUUUGUGUAUAAUACCAGCUCUCCUGCUUCGGCAUCACCCUUGUGUUUGUGUAUAAUACCAGCUCUCCUGCUUCUGCAUCACCCUUGUGUUUGUGUAUAGUACCAGCUCUCCUGCUUCUGCACCACCCUUGAUCUAUUAUUAUUCUUACCCAUUCUUUUUUCUCUAACUCCAAAUAAUUCUCCUCCCUUUGUUCAUCAGCAAUAACUCUCUGUGGUUUUCAAAGGCUAAACUACUAAACUAGCAUCUAAAGUCGGCAGAGAUCCAUUGGUACUGACAAUCUCUUCAACGAUAAAUGGAGAUACACAACCAAGAAGACAACCUAGCAGCAUUGGGUGGCUUUGGAGGAGACUUCGACUGCAACAUAUGUUUGGAUCAGGUUCGUGACCCGGUCGUGACUUUGUGUGGCCACUUAUUUUGUUGGCCCUGCAUUUACAAGUGGACGUAUUCUACCAACCAUUCAAGACAACGCGUCGACCAGUACGGCAAUAUGAAGGAAUCCCCAAAAUGUCCGGUCUGCAAAUCCGAUGUCUCGGACGCUACGCUUGUCCCUAUAUACGGGCGGGGACAAAAAGUCCCCCAGUCUGGUUCAAACAUACCGACCAGACCAUCCGGUCCGGUUUAUGACUUGAGAAGAGUUGGUCAACGUGCUGGACAAGGUGAGAGUCAACGGUACAUGUAUAGAAUGCCUGAUCCAGUGGUUGGUGUGGUAUGCGAAAUGGUAUAUCGGAGACUAUUUGGAGAGUCUUCAAGCAACGUGACACCUUACCGGAGCGACAGCUACACAAGUCGGCGGACAAUGCAGGCGGAUGAGUCACUAAGCAGAGUCUACUUGUUCCUGCUUUGCUUCAUGGUUAUGUGUCUAAUUCUUUUCUAAUUGUAUGUCUUAUCCUAUAUAUUUAUGGAACUAAAGUAUAAGUUGUUGGUUUACAAAAAAAAAAGUAUAAGUUGUUGGAUUGUGUGAUGAGAACAUAUUAAAGUCAAAAUCAAGAAACGGCACUAGUUUGCUUUUGUAUA
Molecule: messenger RNA, 1025 nt
Organism: Raphanus sativus (radish)
Lineage: Eukaryota; Viridiplantae; Streptophyta; Magnoliopsida; Brassicales; Brassicaceae
Product: E3 ubiquitin-protein ligase RMA2-like
Exons: 2
Coding region: 304-885 (193 amino acids)
Biological process (GO): ubiquitin-dependent protein catabolic process
Cellular component (GO): endoplasmic reticulum
Molecular function (GO): ubiquitin protein ligase activity; ubiquitin-like protein conjugating enzyme binding
Source: RefSeq, a predicted model, not a curated record